Messenger RNA from Columba livia (rock pigeon), 10625 nucleotides. RefSeq names its product DDB1 and CUL4 associated factor 12 (gene DCAF12). The record is from RefSeq and is a predicted model, not a curated record. The transcript has 9 exons. Gene Ontology annotation, cellular component: Cul4-RING E3 ubiquitin ligase complex. Bases 210 to 1583 code for a protein of 457 amino acids. Lineage: Eukaryota; Metazoa; Chordata; Aves; Columbiformes; Columbidae. Gene Ontology annotation, molecular function: protein binding.
UAAAAAAAAAGAAAAAAAAAAAAGAGUCCCGGGGAAAAUGUCGUGAAGCGCGGCCGGCGGGGCCUGCGGCGGACAGUGACCGGGACCGGCGCCCCGCUCUUAUAUGCCCCGUCCCCUGGCGGCCGGUUCCCACUCCUGCUCCAUGUGGGGCCUGGGCCGGGCUCACGGCCUCUCCUCCUCCUCCUCCUCUUCCUCCUCCUUCUGCUACUAUGGCCCGGAAAACAGUUAGCAGGAAGCGGAAAGCGGCGGCCGCCGCCGCCGCGGCGGGGCCCGGGGGACCCCAGGGGGAGCAGUAUGGGUGGGAUCACUCAAUUCACAAAAGGAAAAGACUCGCCCCAGUAAAAAGGUCUCUGGUGUACUACCUGAAAGGUAGAGAGGUCCGGAUGCAGAAUGAGUCCAGCUAUCACCACCUGUUACACGGAUAUGCAGCCCAGCAGCUUCCCAGCCUCCUGAAGGAGAGAGAAUUCCACCUCGGAACCCUCAAUAAAGUGUUUGCCUCCCAGUGGCUGAACCACCGACAAGUGGUGUGUGGGACAAAAUGCAACACAUUGUUUGUAGUAGAUGUCCAGACUGGUCAAAUUACCAAGAUUCCUAUUCUGAAAGAUCGUGAACCUGGCAUGGUGAACCAGCAGGGAUGUGGCAUUCAUGCCAUUGAGCUCAACCCCUCGAGGACCCUCCUGGCCACAGGUGGAGACAACCCCAACAGCCUUGCAAUUUAUCGUCUGCCUACACUCGAUCCUGUCUGUGUGGGAGAUGAUGGACAUAAGGACUGGAUAUUUUCAAUUGCUUGGAUCAGUGAUACUAUGGCUGUUUCUGGUUCCCGGGAUGGUUCGAUGGGUCUCUGGGAAGUUACAGAGGAUGUGUUGUCCAAAAGUGACGCCAGGCAUAAUCUCUCUCAAGUUCCUGUCUAUGCCCACAUAACACACAGGGCUCUGAAGGAUAUCCCCAAGGAGAACACCAAUCCAGACAACUGCAAAGUCCGAGCACUGGCUUUCAACAACAAGAACAAGGAGCUGGGAGCUGUGUCCCUAGAUGGGUAUUUUCAUCUUUGGAAAGCAGAGCACACACUAUCAAAGUUGCUUUCCACAAAGUUGCCAUACUGCAGGGAGAACGUGUGUUUGGCUUAUGGUCAGGAGUGGUCAGUGUACGCAGUAGGAUCACAGGCACACGUCUCCUUUCUGGAUCCCAGGCAGCCUUCCCACAAUGUGAAAUCCGUCUGUUCCAAAGAACGAGGCAGUGGUAUUCGGUCGGUGAGCUUCUACGAGCACAUCAUCACAGUGGGGACGGGGCAAGGUUCCUUGUUGUUUUACGACAUCAGAGCCCAGAGGUUCCUGGAUGAAAAGCCCCCACGUGCCUGCUAUGGGCAGAAGCAGAAGUUAGGAGGAAGUGAAAUACUGAAGCUGACUACUGGGAAAGGCUGGCUGAAUCAUGAUGAAACCUGGAGGAAUUAUUUUUCUGACAUAAAUUUCUUCCCGAAUGCUGUUUACACCCACUGCUACGACUCGUCUGGAACAAAACUCUUUGUGGCAGGAGGACCCCUUCCAUCAGGACUUCAUGGGAAUUACGCUGGUCUCUGGAGCUAAUGAUAACUCUUUAUAAAUGGUGAUCUCUGCACAGAUUUCCACUUUUCUUUUUCCUUUUUUGUAACAGCAAAAUUGUGUAAUGCCAUUGAUUUCUGAUUUAAAUGCAAGGGGUUUUUUUGCAGUUUUCUGUUGGUCUCCAACAUUUUUGUACAUCUUUUUGAACCAGUUUUUUGCUUUAACCUCCUUGAUCCUCUAUAUGAAGGGUUUUUGAAAUACCUUUUUAUUGUACUUACUCCAAAUGACUCUUCCCCCACAUUUAGGCUAUUUUGGCCAUGUGCCCCCUCCCCUACUUUGCUGUGAGGUGGGAUUCCUUUCUUAUAGAGUAGUUGCUCCUGGGCUUUCUGUGAAAGCCAUGGGGCUGUGUGUGUGCAGGUACUUUGUGUCAGUUACAUUGCCUGGAGUGAGGACUACUUGUAAUUAAAAAAUAUUAAAAAUAUUUAUAAGAGAUAAACUACUACUUUAUCUGCAGAGCCUGGCCCUGGCCUGGGUUGAUGUUAUUUUUUAAAAGUACAAGUCUAAUGACACAGUUUAUACAUAGAUUAAUAUGGUCAUUUUAAGCUGUACUCAUUGGAGCCCAGGGGUUGAUUCCCCAGGGGUAUUGCCCAUCAAGCCCAAACUGCAGCAGUGCGGGAUGUGUCUAAAGUGCAUUUGUAUUUGAACUGUAGUUUUCAGCAAUGCCAGGACCUAAAUAUGUCUUCUGUUCCUUCUCUGCCUGUCCCAGGUGUCAGCUUGCACAACUGGACUUUGCAUAGGCUGUUUUUCGGGGUGGCUGUUGCAGGGUGACAUUGCAUUUGAGGCCUGCAGAGGUGCUGAGAGGAAAUAGGGGUUAGGGACACGAGUGUGCUUGUCAUUCAAAAGAAAAUCAUCUGUUUUCCAGAUGGGCCAAGGUUCCUGUGUAUGCUGCUGCGGUAGCUCACGGGUUCUUCAUAAACUGCCUAAAACCCAGGACCUUCUUUGUGCCAGGCUAAAAUGCAGGACUCCAGGGUACCUUCUGGCAUGCACCAAAAUCUGGGCUUGUUACUGCUGCCUCUGUCCUCUGCUGGGAUUAAUGCCUUUCCCUGCUCCUGUCACCUGUGGAGCAGGGUGUGCCUGCAUCUCACUGCUUUGGUGCCACACAGGCAGUUGGCCAAAGCUGAGGAGAAGGACGAGACUGGGGCAUGUUCUGUUCUGGGGUCUGUGCUGGAGAUCACAGCCAGCACUGCGGAGCAGCUCUAGUCCCUCACACAGUUCCUGCUCUGCGUGUGUCCUUGCAGCCCCUCUCAUCCUGGACUCAGUAUCUUCAUCAGUAACACCGAGCAGCGAGGCUCAGGCUUGAGUUCCCGUUGGUAGCAGAGACUUGGAUGGAAAUCCUGCAAGGAAUGCAGCUCCCUCUGCUAGUUAUAAACCGUGGGUUAGCAAAGGAGCUCCAAAAUUUUAGAGUUGUAAAUUGUUUUUUAAAGGUGUUGUAAUGGUGCCCGUGUUGUUCUGUGGUGGCAACAUACUGCUUUGGUCAUUCUAGGGGUUUUGAGAAGUGGAAGUAUAAAGAAAAAAACUAGGUGAAGUACGGCAGGCUGUGUAUUUCUAGGAUGACUCCUGCAGCCACUGCGUAAGAUCACUCUGUCACAGGGAACAUGUUCAGCUUAGUUCUUUUUAAUACAGGCUUGGUUUGAGGUGCUGCUUCUUUUUUUAAAGAAACUAGACACUUGAGUCUACUCGUGUAUCGUCCAAUUCUGCUGAAACAACAGUUGCUAGUUAGACACUUCGCAUCACCAGUGCCAAAGGAGGGCUCCUCGUCUGGAAAUCCUAGCCCUGAGGUUGAGCUAUUAAUUGAAGCAUAUUCCAUGUCUGGGUGAGGGGGCAGAAAAGGUAUUUUUAUGGACCGAGCUUCAGCCUCCAAACACAGAGGCUGAUUUUUCUGCAGUCUGUAGGUUACUGAAGAUGUCACCUUGGCACCCCUGGCAAGGGUGUCCCUCUCCCGAUUCUUGUCUCCUGGAGCACCACAGCGUGUGGUCCUAAAGCCUGGUAGUGUGAGCCCCCUCUUCUUCCCUUAUUUUCUGUAUGGGAAGCUUUAGAGAGCUUUCAGAAGAAUCUGGACAACGAUGUAAAAUGCCUCAAGUCUCAUGUGCUUCCAUCAGUUCUGCUUUCAGGGUGCCCUUUUGCAGAGACAAUUUCUCUUGGGGAGGGCGCCAUCCUUGUUGCUCUAUGAAAAGCCCUGCAAAAAAAGGGGAACAAACUAGAUAGCGCUGCAAGCACGCAAACAAAUUCAGCCAGAGAGAGUUUAAUUUCUAGCUUAUUCCAGUGGUUUUAAAUACUUGUAGGGAUACAGAUGUUAAGUUUCAGAAUAUUCUGUGGUUGGUCAUACGUCAGUUUGGUCCAGUCAGUGUUAGAAAUUGAGGCAGAGAAAGGUCACGAUAUUCCAACUGUCCAAAUAUAAGACAUAGGAGAAAUAAGAGGAGAAGCUAUGUUUUCUGACUUGACUUUGUUGCCCUGCUGGGCUAGACACCAGAAUUGAAAUCCAGCAUCAGGGUGAGAAAAGCAGGGGUAGGAAUGACUGUACAGCAGGGAAUUUCUGGGCUGUAGGGGUGAACUGGGUGCACCCUGUUGUUCAAAUAAGAGAUACAACCCCAUUGUGGAUGGAAUUGGGUCUGGUGACUACGCUUCUGUAGCUUGAACAGCUCACUGUGCUCUGCUGAGACCCGGUGACAGGGAUGUUUUCAGACCAUUUUCUCUUUUCCCAUGUUUCUUAAUGAUUUCUCUCCCUUGCUCUUUCCUGCCCUCCUGAAUGUUCUGUUUGGGUUUAUCCCCUCCACCCCAAAUCAUCCCAGUCUUUACUGGAGCACUAUUGAACUUGGAGAGGUGACCUCUGUCAAGCAGAAAUGGGCUGUCUGGCAUUUUGUCAAGCCAUGCUCGAGACCUUCAAUUUGCUUUAUUUUAAAACUGGGUAGACCUUUGAGACUGGCUCAGGCUGUGGAACUGGGCAGUUGUCCUUGCACGUAUUUGACUGAUAGGGGAUUACACAGUAACAGUCUGUUCCUGGGGACAAUAGACUGUUUUAUCUCACGUUGGGCACUUGAAGGGGAGAGAAGAACUUCAGUCAUAACAGACCUUGAGGCUUUUCUUGCUGUUACUGACAUUUCAGGUUUGUGGGAUCUCUCGGUGAGUGUAAGAGGCAGUUAAUGUUACUGCCCAGCUCUUUUCAGCAGACUGCCAUGUUAAUUUGGGUAUCUUUAGUUAUUACAUUUUCUGUAUUCGUAAUCAAACUAGUGACUUAAUUAUGGGUUUGGUAAUACACAGCUUGUUAAUUACUGGGUAGCAGCCCCUCAGUAACAACUGGGUAUUAUGGGAUGGACAUUGCUAAGGAAGCAGAAGCUUCUUUGCAAUGUUAGCUUGAGCACAGCAGUGAGGGUGGUGCUCACCCUCUUCACCAAACACCUUAUUCCUGGUAAUUCCUCCAGUUUUCUCCCUUGUACGGUCAAGUCAGACAGUGAGAAUUGCUGGUGCACUCCUCGUGCUGUAAACUGAGUCCGUUUGUUUGGUUCCCUCCUCAGUGCUGUUGGUGUUAGUCCAGGGUGAGUAAAUUACCAAAGAAUAGUUAAUAGGUGUUUGUUCCUAGUCUCAGUUGUUAAUUUUCCACAUAGAUUCAUUUUUGAGAUUAAUUGCAAGAGUCCCCAGUGAUCUUACUGGACUUAGUCUGUCCACAAAGGUUAUGUUCAUGUUGUGGGUGACUCUUGUGACUCCCUUUAUUGAGGGGGACUCCUGAACUUCGUUAUGGGGAUAUAUUUACUGCCUCCGUUUCAAGUCCUUGGCAGCUUUUUGUAUCUUAAGGAUUAAGAUACUUAUGUAUCACUUGUUCUUCUCCAGAAUUUCAUCCUCUUCCUUCAGCCAAGCAUUUGCUUUGUAUAUAUUUUGCAGCUGCAGAGUUAACAGAUUAAAGUUAUGAUCCAGCUAUGCGGAGUGGUGGUUUGGUGUCUUAAUUUCUGCUGAGAGGCACUUACUGACAUGUGAACUGGUGCCCCUCACCUGGUGCAGGUGUGAAAUAAAGCAGGCUUGCCUAGGCCCUUCACGGAGGUCACCUGUUUUGUUUGUUUGCAAGAAACCAAGAACAGACGGGCUGUGAAUUACUGCAUCUGGGCAAAGCAGCAGCAUCUUCCAAGCAGCCAGGUGGGAGCUCUGAGGUCUGUUUGUGGUGGUCUGAUACCCUUAUUUUCCAUAAACCCACGUUUCCAAGGUGUCUGAGAGGUUCAUAAUUAGCUUCUGCCUCAGUUGCUGCUGUGACUAAUAGCAGUAGUCUGAGCUGGGGUGCAGCUCAUUCCUAGGAGCGCGGUUGCGGAGCUGCGUGCGAUGCAGGCAGCGCUGAUCCUGUCACCAGCCCGUGCUGGCCCUGGGCUCCCACACUGGCCAGGCACAUGCUCUCCAGCUUAAAGCCAAGCUAAAAUCCCCGUGCGCACCACCGGCCACGCCACAGCCACAGCCCAUGGUGCGACCUCAACUCAAAAUGCAUUUCUGAGUGUUGCAGUGCCUUCAGUAACUUUAAAGUCUCUGAAGCACAGACAGCAGGAGUUUGUCCAGGUUGCAGACAAGGGGAAGUGGAAAGAAGACAGCACAUCUUGUCUGAACGAACCUCUCCCUUGCCUCUGCAAGCGGGCACUUUGGGGUGCGGUGAGGGUGGGCAGAGAGGCACAAGAGAAAAGGUGAAAGCCCAACGGUGUUUGGUAUUGCUCUCAGGACUCCGGAGGAAUUUAAAAACAUAGAGGGGAGAGCUCCUGAUUGCUCAGGAGGUACUUGUGAAAGGGCUUAAUCAGAAAUGUUUUCAGAGAGAUCAAGUAGAUAUCCCUGUCAUUCUUGUUUCUCCAUGCUAAUUUUCAAGGAUUUAAAUUAGGAAGUACCUUUUUGCUUGUGAUGCUGUGUUUCUUCAUCAUAACCAUGUGGUAUUUGGCUAAUCAAAAGAACGCUCUUGACAGAAAGGAAUCUUCACAGCUAAAAAUUGGGUGCCGUUUUCUAACAGCCUUUCCCGCUAGCACCCUGGUGGGAGCUGGACGCUCUGAGAAGCGCACGCAGAUCUAAAACAGGGUGCCAGGGCUGGGAAAAACAUGGGCUGCCUCACCAUUUCUGUACACAAAAAAACACCAAGUAAAACACUUGAUUGUGUACAAAUUCUGGUCAUUAGAGUGAAACCGAGAGGGUAUGUAAAAACUUUGCAACAUAGUGUGAUAUCUCUGUAGUCCUAGAUUUUAAUUCUUUGACCUAAGAACAAAAAUCUGGGAGUCAAUACAUUGUUUUCUUAGGAACUGCUUUUCUAGAUGCCCUUAUUAAAAGGGAAAAUUCAGGUGCUGAAUCUUAAAAUCUCAUUAAACUUGUACUUUUUAUUUGCCCGUUCACCUGGUCUCCUUUCCUUUUCAAGGCCUCCCACAGUCUCAGGGUAUAUAAAUCACUAUGACUCAUCCAAAUAAUACUGAAAUGGACCAACCAGAGGUUAAUGUGCCUUCCUCUUCUGGUACCUUGAUCUUUGUAAAGUUAUCUCAAACUCGUCACUGUCUUAGGGCUGGGUACAUCCAUUGUCUUUUUCUAAGAUGUACGUGUUGAAGUUGCAACAGGUUUGUACCAUUACUUGUGACCUGUUCCAUUUGUUUUAGGAUGUGGUGUAGACACAAAUCAAUGCACUGGUUUGUCUUGGGAUCAGUCUUACCUGUGACAUUUAUCCGUGCUCGCCUGUAUCUUAAUGUGUACACAAAUGCUGGAUCUUCCCCAUUGCCUAUGAUGUACUUGUAUAUGAUGCACAAACUACACAAGGUGUUUGAAAAUGUGCAGUGAUCACAACUUGUUACCUGAGGGUAGGAUGUCCUACAGUUAACUGUGUGUAAUGUUGUCGUUUGGGUGGGUUUUUUUCUUCUAUUUUUAUUUUUUUUAAAUUUUGUUUUAUUUUGUUCCCCCCACCCCCUUUUUUUUUUUCCUUUCUUUCUCCCCAAAUAUAUUUUAUAAGAUCCAAAGCCUUGAGGGGGAGAAAAAAUAUCAGGACUUGCUGAUACUUACCGGCUUUUGUUCUAGAUCCAAGGUCUGAUGUUUGUUAACAACUCUUGCAAUUCCACACAUUUAACAGAGCCAUUCUCAGCUUGCUGUUUCUGUCGUGAGCUGUGUCAGAAACAGCACUGGAUCCUGACCCGGUCACAGGAGCUGUCAAGUGAAGCAGUAACAGCUCUCUUCAAAUAUUACAGUGCACAUUUUUAACUAUAAGGUAAAACUGUUCAAAUUUAUUGAUGCAGCUUGCAAAUGGAACAGUGGGAGAUGGCAGACAGUAUGCAAAACCAGCCUGUCUGCAUGUGCAGCUUGGUUAUCAGAGUUACCUUCUGAAUUGUUUCUCCUCUCUGAAAAGUUUUCAUUUUUUUCAAUACAAAGGCUUUACAUGUUUGGCUUAAUUUUCUGAAUUGGCAAAGGAUACUUUUGUUCUUAAAGUGACAUCUGGAAUUCGGGCUGAGUUGCCAUCUCCUAUGCAGGCAAUAGAGGAUGGUGUGACAAAUACAAGAUGUCCCUUUGCAGAUGGAAGGAUCAUAAGAGCACGGAAACAGGAAUGCUUCUUCACUUGCUGUGGCCUUCAAAGGGCGCGCUUAUCCAUAAUUACCUGAAGUACAGUACUGCAUUCUGUUGAUCCAUGAGGCUAUCUUUGUUUUUAGAACCAGCACAAUUAGUUAGCAGUGUAUUGAUAUUAAUACAUGAUCAAGGAGCUCCCAUGUAUGUAUACUUCCUGUGCUAACUGUUCUCCCUGUACCCCACUGCAGACUCAGUCUGAUCUUUUGAGUUCUUGCUAACUUCGGAGUUUCUUCAAAUUCAGUGAGGUUCUGUUUUUAUCACAGUCACUUUUCAGACCAGAACAGAUCAGCUUAACUUUGUUUUGUAAUCUUUAGCACCUUCCUCUUCUCCCAUUUCUUCCUAGUUCACCUUUAAUAAUCAGUUCAAAGUUGCUUACCUAGUCUGAAAAAUAUUGAGUCAUAAUAAAAAGAAAACCUGUAGCCCACUCUGUGCUUUUACCAUGAACUCCAUUGGCUGUCUGGCUGCCUGGGAACUGGAGUCUCCACUCGUGCAGUCUACAGAAGCUGAAAUUCUCUCGCAUCCGCCUUGGGCAGCGGAUGUCAGCAGAUCAGGAAGGUUUUGAGGCUGAGUACGACCAGCGUACGUUAGAGCUGCCACCAGCCACCUCCACGUGCUGUGGAGCCGAAGGGCCUCGUCUGCAGCUCCCUCCACCUGGCUGGUUGUCGAGCCAACACGAGCUGUGUGCGCAGGGGUGUAACAGGACAGCUGGGAUUUGCAGCUUCAGUGGCUGAAAAGGUCUGGAUAAGUAACUUCAAAUGGGUUCUGUGGCUCUUGUUCAGAAUGUUGUGUCUCCAUUCCUAGCUUCUCGUCCCAGCUUCACCCCCUUUCCGCCACCCCCUGCUCCUCAGGACUCCAGUGAGUUCCCUGUUUUCUCACAGCUUAGUACUUCACGUACCAGUUCUGCAAAGCCAGGGCCACCUGUUAAAGCCCCACUGCAGUCUAAGACUUGUACGCUUGCUUAGGCAGUAACCUGCUGAACUGGGGCCUUGCAGAUGGGCUCUCUAUUCGUUUGGCUCAGCCCUGGGUAUCUCUGGUGUCCCCCUUCCAGUCUGAAGGGCUUUGCUCCAAACUCAUUUGUGCCCCAUGAAGGAGCUGAUUCAUGUAUUGCUGGCUGUUUCAGUUGGGUGGCUUUUAUUUUUCUCGUUUAUUCUGGGAUUCACUACAUAUGUAUGAAGUCCUACUGACCUGCUCUGCUCUCCUGAAUGUGGUACAGGGGCCCACCCUGUGAGGCAUCAGCUUUAUUUGUCUACUUCCAAAAUGCACAGAAACAAGGAUCUCUUAUGCAAACAAGUUUUAGGGAGGAAAAGCAGCUGCACACAAGUGGGAAGGUAUCUCUGGGUCAAAUAAGUGAGGGAACAACUUAAGAAUUUUAAAUAUAAGAACAGUAACAGUUUCUUGGCUUUUAAAAAAAAAAUGCAUUGUAAACUGGGGGUUUAUAUUCAACAAUGCAAAAUGUGCCUCUCAACUAUAAUGCAAAAGUCAGUCUCUGUUUGCAAUGGAAGUAGUUUAACUGAAGACUGAUUUAACCUGUUUCUCGCUCUUACAUGUAAUCAUCCACACAAGUCCUCGCUGGUCGUUCCCAAGCACUGUACAGCACUAUCCUUAUUUAAAAGCAAAGUGGGGAUCACAUUGAGCAGUAGAACCUGCUGAGCUUCCUUGGUUUGAGAGAGACACUGGAGAGAAGAGUCCAUGUUCCAUGUGUUUUAAAUACACCUUCAAAUGAAUGCAGCUAUUCUCUCAGAUGAGCCACUUCCUACCUUUCCCUCCAUUUAGACGGGAACCUCGGCAAUACGUGAUCCAGUUGACAUGCUGGCAGGUGGAACGUGGGCUUUUUGAAAUUCGAGGAUUAAGAUUUCUCUUGUGAAAGAACGCGGUGUGGGUGCAAGAAUUUGGAUCCCAGAUUUCAGCCCUUCUGCCAGCUUGCUAAAUGCAAUCAAGUACUCUGGACUCCUCUGCAGAAGACUGUGGUAGAAGAGCUGUGAAGCUGUAGGCUGGAACUGAUCAUUUUGGGUCGUCUGUGUGUUGCUCGACUACAUAGACAAUGGACAAUGUAACAGUGAUUUUUACAGAUUGCUUUUCAUGUGUCAGUCACAAAAAAACAAAACUCUUAAUUUGCCAUUUGGACAAAAACUGUUAAUAGAUCAAAUUAGGAGCCUACAUUUCCAUCUUGCAUUAACCGGGUUACUGUUUUCACAUGCCAGAAAGAUGUUGCUCUUUGAAAAAGCAUGUCAGUGUAUGUGGCAAUGACCCAUGCACUUUUUAAAUACCUAGAUCUGUGCGUUCUCACCUCAGUAUCGUUAACCAUGCUGUAGUCUGACAAAUGGAUCUUUUACUACUGCCCUGUUACAUAGAUAAUUGUAAUUAACUGCAGUUUGGUUUUUUUCCACUACUUGAAGUUGUGUGAUCUGAAAACUGGUGAACAAAAAGUAUUUGUGCAUCUUACUAUGGGUAUCUCUAAAUAAAAUGUAUUUGAUAGUG